Messenger RNA from Penicillium antarcticum, 2511 nucleotides. Its product is annotated as UNC45-central domain-containing protein. The transcript has 2 exons. Gene Ontology annotation, molecular function: protein binding. Lineage: Eukaryota; Fungi; Ascomycota; Eurotiomycetes; Eurotiales; Aspergillaceae. The record is from RefSeq and is a predicted model, not a curated record. Bases 1 to 2511 code for a protein of 836 amino acids.
AUGGUCCACGCAACAGGAGAAGAGCGCGCCGUGAACCUAGCCCAAGAGGCUGUUGAGUUGGUCGACGCGGGCCACCGCGAGGCAGCCUCUCGAAACCUCCGAGAAGCACUUUCGCUGGCCCCCGAGAAUCCUCAAGUCAAAGCGGCCUUUUUGAAAGUUCAGCACGAAGACAAAGAUGGCCACCAACUGCUGGACCUCUGCCGCCGAUACGCCACCCAGAACGACGAGAAUGCAGGCAAAGAAGCAGCUGCCUACCUCCGCACAGAUGGUCUCAAGUCCCCAGAGAAUGUUGGCUUGGAAUCCUUGAGUCUGUUGCUCGCACAGCGACCGCACUCUUUAUCCACGACGCAGGAUGAGAUCAUUUCCGGGCUGGUGCGACAGAAUGCUAGCGUUCGACAAUAUUUCUCUGCCCAGCUCCAGAUCUCCGUGACUGCUUUUUUCGAUGAUAUUUAUGACCGAGGCGAUGGGGCUGCUGUCUGUCUGGACACCGUGGUAUUGGAUCCCAGUGUGUGGCCAUCUGAAGAUGCCCGUACCCACUGCGAGAGCGAAUUGUUCCAAUUAUUCAUCGCCAAGCUGAUGGAGUCAGGUCACGAUCUUGAUGGUCGCUCUUUGAAGGGAAUUACAAGACUACUCGCGGUCGAUGCUGACCAGCUCCAACAUCUGAUUGAUGAUGAAGGAUUUGAGGUGAUUCUUUCCUCUUUGGAUUAUCGUCUGCCUUUGGAAGUGCGGAGCCAGGCGACUCUGGCUGUUGCUAAGUAUCUUGAAGUUGCUAAGGAGGCUGGCGAGAAGCAAUUCUUGACAAUGAUCAUGUCCAUCCUUAGAAAGGGCCGCAUCGAUGAUUUGAUUGUCGCUUUCUCUGCGGCUGCGGCUAUCUUCCCGGUGGCACCUGCCGCAGCGGCCAGUCUCUUCUUGUCGGAAGAGUUCAUGGGAGUUCUUGGUCCAUUGGCAUCCCGAGAUGCUAAGAGCAAGAAGGUCGAGGUUCCUGUUCUCGAGUUGCUCAAUGCAGCAUGCAUUAACCGGCCGUGCCGUGAGGCUGUCUCUAAGAAAUUUGGAGAGUGGCUGUCUCAUGUUUUGACCAACGGGAGCGAUGAAUGCUCCGAGUUGGCAGCGGUGGCUCUGGCGAAGAUUCGGGCCUCCGAGCCCGAUCAUCCCUCGACUGGCAACGGUAAGGUCUUGGAGGAAGACAGCGAGUCUGAGCUCGUUCACCGAUUCAAGGGACUGAUGUCUGCACAAAAGGUCGAGAACAAUGCCCAUGCCGUUGAGGGACUCGCCUAUGCCUCGGUGAAGCCAGCCGUCAAAGAACAACUUGCCAAGGAUCCCACUUUUCUACGAAACCUCAUUGCGACUCUGAAACAAAAUGCCGGAGAUUCUUCCUUUCUUUACGGCGGCUUGAUGGUGAUUUUGAACCUCACAAAGUUCCUCCCCAACCUAUCUGAAGAGCAAAAGAAGAUGUCACAGUUAAAGGACUAUGCGGAUGCGUCCAAGGGAAAGCCUAGCACCGCCCCAGACAGUCGGGAUGAAGAUGAAGCUGUAUUGGCACGCUGUGCCGCCGUCAUCGAUACAGGCAUCAUGACUUUGCUGGUAGAGUGCGGACGAAUCGCGCUACCUUCCACCAAUGAACUCACAGCCAAAAUUCUCUUGGGACUGACAAGACAUACCAAGUCUCGUGGUGCACUCGCUCAGCAAGGGGCAGUCAAGCUUCUACUUGGUCUCGCGGCGCCGAAGCAGAGUAGCUCUGGCCCCGUCACAAACGACACAACACGCAUCGCCUCCCAUGCGCUGGCCCGCAUCCUUAUCUCUGUUGAUCCGGCACACAUUUUCCCAUCCUCUGGGUUCCCUCAGGUUACGUCUGCCGUCCGUCCAUUACUCUCUCUACUAUCCUCAACCGAGAAUACUUCCUUCUCUGUCGACCAGCCUCGUGAUCUCCUCCCUGUCUUCGAGAGCCUGCUAGCUCUGACCAACCUUGCCUCAUACCCACACGAUGACUCCGCCCCUGAACUCACUGUUCGGGAAGGGUGGUCUGCCGUGGAGGACCUCCUCUUGUCUGGCAAUCCUCGAGUCCAACGAGCCGCAUGUGAACUGGUUUGCAACCUGAUGACGUGUGAGUCUGGUGUCAUUAAAUUUGCCGAUGGCUCCAAGGCAGCCGCCCAGCGCCUUCACAUUCUGCUGGCCCUGACCGAUGCCGACGACUUCCCCACGCGACGAGCCGCCGGUGGAGCCCUUGCCAUGCUGACGGAUUUCGAUGCCGCGAUGGCCGCUGUCUUGGACCGACCACGCGGCGUGGACUUGUUACUCGGGCUAUGCCAGGAAGAUGACGAUGCCCUUGUUCACCGGGGCGUAGUCUGCGUACGCAAUCUCACCUGCAUCGCAACAGGUGACAUCGGAACCCGCGCCAGAGCCGCCGUGAAAGCCGCGGGAGGAAUUGACAUUCUCACCGCAUGUCUCAAAAGGACAUCGAACCAAGCCGUGCUACAGGCCGGGGUGGAGGCACUGAAACCCCUGAUCCAAUAG